Molecule: messenger RNA, 564 nt
Organism: Myxocyprinus asiaticus (Chinese sucker)
Lineage: Eukaryota; Metazoa; Chordata; Actinopteri; Cypriniformes; Catostomidae
Exons: 2
Coding region: 1-564 (187 amino acids)
Source: RefSeq, a predicted model, not a curated record
AUGCCUAGUGGGCCUCAAACUGCGACUCGCAUACGCUAUGGGUUGUACCUUACCUUCAUGUUCCUGGGAGAGAACCGCUCCCAAACCCCCAUAGCUAGCGUCCACUUCCAAUAUAAAAGACAAGAAGUUGAGAAGAAGUUGGCUCAACAACCACAACAAAAAUCUAAUUUCAAACUGCCCUAUAAGGAUAAUUCUCACAAAAAGCAGCAGGGGGCUCAGGAGGCAGAGCCACAAGGAGCAGAGCCACAGGAGGAGGAACCACGGAAGGCUCAGGGGACGGAGUCGCAGGAAGUGGAGUCGCAGGGGAUGGAGCAGACGGAGCUGCAGGAGGAGGAGUGGAGAGAGACGCAGGAGGAGGAGCAGAUGGAGCCGCAGGAGGAGGAAUGGACAGAGCCACAGGAGGAGGAGCGGACGGAGACACAGGAGGAGGAGCGGACGGAGACACAGGAGGAGGAGCGGACAGAGCCGCAGGAGAAGGAGCAGACAGAGCCGCAGGAGUCUCAGGAGGAGCGGACUGAGCCGCAGAAGGAGGUGACUCAGAGGUCAGGGCAUCUGGGGACGUAG